Molecule: messenger RNA, 444 nt
Organism: Penicillium roqueforti
Lineage: Eukaryota; Fungi; Ascomycota; Eurotiomycetes; Eurotiales; Aspergillaceae
Product: 60S ribosomal eL32 domain-containing protein
Exons: 5
Coding region: 1-444 (147 amino acids)
Biological process (GO): translation
Cellular component (GO): cytosolic large ribosomal subunit; ribosome
Molecular function (GO): structural constituent of ribosome
Source: RefSeq, a predicted model, not a curated record
AUGAACGUGCAGCAUAAUGAGAGACCCAUACCCAACAAUACCGACAAGAUGGUCGCCGCUAAGCAGCACAUCCCUAUCGUGAAGAAGCGCACGAACCGCUUCAACCGUCACCAGUCUGACCGGUUCAUGCGCGUUGGCGCCUCGUGGCGCAAGCCCAAGGGUAUUGAUAACUGCGUCCGUCGCCGUUUCAAGGGCCAGAUGGCCAUGCCCUCCAUCGGUUUCGGUUCCAACAAGAAGACCCGCCACAUGAUGCCCUCCGGCCACAAGGCUUUCCUCGUCCACAACACCAAGGACGUUGAGCUCCUCCUCAUGCACAACCGCACCUUCGCUGCUGAGAUCGGCCACGCCGUUUCUUCCCGCAAGCGUGUCGAGAUUAUUGAGAAGGCCAAGGCUCUCGGUGUUAAGGUCACUAACCCCAAGGGCCGUGUCACCACCGAGGCAUAA